GUUUAGUGUCAAAUAAAACAACCGUCUCAUCUGUUUUUAUCUGCAGAACAAAGUGGCACCAAACAGACGACGGUGGAGCAGGUGGAUUGUUCUCAGAGGAGACGUCCUCCUAUAAUCUCUCAACACCAGUAAAGGUUGGUGAAGCUUGUGUCUCCACCAACCUCCACCUCUCCCCUCAUCAAACACCCUGGUCUGCUCCCACCGCUCCUUCCUGCUCUCAGACUAACAUUCCUUCUGUCCCUGCUCCUAAAUCUGCUGAAAGCAGCAGUGAAGAGACACAACAGCGUGAAGAAGAAGACUCCAACCUGGGAGAAGGAUGUGAGCCUUUUAUCAGAAUGAAGGCGAUCCCAGCGAGCAACGCUCCGCCUUCCUCUGGUCCUCUAAAACUCUCCACCACAGGUUCCUGUGAGAGGAAGGAAAAGUCCUGCAGCAGGUCCCGUUCAAGCAGCUUUCCCUCGCCCACUCAUCAACCUUCUGCAGAAAGCAGAGCCCUAAAAAGAUGUGGAAGUUUCCCUGCCGGGAACCUGAGCAGCAGCUUUGAGGAGUUCACACCUGCCUGCACUGAUGAGUCUGCUGGUGAAAGCUACAGGUUCCAGUGCUCCCGUCCAGGUCAGUACCAGUGCAGAGAGACGGCUCUGGUGUUCCACAUGAAGGACGGAGGCCAGGUUCUGUACAGGAUCCUUCCUUGGAGCAGGAGCCAGCUGAGCCCACAUCACAAGAAGCCUGCAGGACCCCUGUUUGACAUCAGGUGUGUGAAGGAGGGGUCCAUGUGUCAGCUUCACCUCCCUCACUGUGAGAUCCGCUCCACAGGGGGAUGUCGCUUCUUGUCGGUCGCUCACGUGAACGAUGAUGGCAUCGAGUUCAUCAGGCCUCAGAAGAUAACAGAAACUCAUGUUGUCAUCAACGUUACGGGGUUUUCUUGUUUCUGUAUCGUCAAAGAUGAAGCCUCUCCCCCUGUUCCGAUCCGAGCGUGGGUUCUACCGUUCUACAAGCCUCCACAGGAUCCAGACACCGAAUACCGCAUUGCUGUACUGUUGCUUCCGGAAAAUGUUUGUCUUGAGCACGUGCAAAAUACCAGGAAGAAAUUAUUUGGAGAUGAGACGUACAUAGAGACCCCCCCUCACUGUAAUCUGCAGCCCCAGCAGGUUUACUCUCUGACCACCAGUCCUGGAGGAGACUCCGUUGAAGUCCAGCCUACAGAUGCUGAAUUUCAUGAAAAGUACGAUGGCAAUUACUUCCCAGCAUUCUAUGUGACUUAUGAAAACAUGUUGAAACGUAUCCGACUGUUUCUAAAGGCCAACACCUCCCACAGCGUCUGGGAAAGACAAGUUUCUCUUCCUUCCUCUGGAUUACAACGGUCUGUUGGAUCAGCCCGUCUGCGUCUCCCUACAGCCGAACGUCUGCUGGAAGUCCGGAGCAGCCUCGUUGAGAGGAUCUCAGAAUCUAACCUCCUGAGACUGCUGGACAAACUCCUGGAGAAACAUGUGAUCACUGAUUCUGAAAUGGAGUCAGUAGAGGCGAAGAGAACCAAAACAGACAAAAAUCGUUGUGUUAUUGAUACGGUGAGGAGAAAAGGUGAAAAUGCCAGUUCAGAGAUGAUUGAAAUUCUCAAAGACCUCGACCCGUUCCUCUGUGGAGAUCUGGACUUGAUCUGAAGAGGAACUGACCACUCAAUCUGGGCAUGUGUAGAAAUGAUGUGUGGAUUUAAAAGUAGUGAGUUUUUAAAUCCCAAUAUUUAGUGCUACUGACCAGAUCCAGCAGGGGAACAAAAACAUUCCCUCUUCUUCUGCUGCAGUGUUUCCACAAGUCGGAAGUUUGAACGCUGGCGUUUGGUGGGAGGAGCCGGAAAUGAUGUGACACUUUGUUCCACGUUGCUGUCGUCACCAGUGGGCGACACAUGAACUUUCUUGUCACAUGCUGCCCCCGCUGGUCAGAGGUGGAAUUCCUACAUGGAUCGGCUUUAAAAGUAUCGCCAUUUUUAUGACUCUUAUGUUUUGGUAUAACUACCGUAUGUACAUUUAUCUUCCAUAUUCAUAUAAAUGGACUUCAGAUAUGAAAACAUUGUAAAUGUAGGAUUUAAACAGGACACAAUAUGAAAAAGUUAGAUUUUUUCUGUAUUUCAGAACUUAUAUCAGGUGUCUUAGGUGUCACAGCUCAACUAAAAGAAAAGAUCCCCAAAACCCUUGAGAUUAGCGCUGGGAAGGUUUUAAAACCCUGAACUCUGUGAGAUCCAUCCAGAUCCUUCUUCAUCUUCAAACUUCAUUUCAUGCUGUGUUUGUUGUGUUUCAGAAGUUUGUAGCAUAAAGUUUUAUCUCUGAACUCAAAUAAGGUUUAUCCCAUGGAGAAGGGGGUGGAGUCAAGUGUCUGACUCCGCCCCCUAAACCCAGCUGUAAAGUUUGGUUGAAAAGAUCGCUGUUGCUCUGUAACUAUGUGAUCAAUAGAAACAAUAUUUCAGAACAAUUUCAGGAAACUGUCAACGAUUAUAAUAUGUCUCCUUUAAUCAUUUUAUUUUACCCUUUGAGAAAAACAUUAUGACUUUAAUCUUCUGCAUUUUUAGUAAUAAAUACUGUAGUUACUGGUGUCUUUUUCACAUUAAUGGUCUUUAUUUUUACAUUUAGUGACACAAAAAAAGGAGAAACCAAAAUGAAUUUUUAUCUUGAUGUUACAUUUAUAAAGAAAACACACAAACACUCCUCAGAGAAUGACGUCCGUUUUCUUUUUGUUUCUCAAGAAUCUAAAUAAAUUCAGACUCAGAGUCUGUAACUGAUCAAUC
Messenger RNA from Cololabis saira (Pacific saury), 2773 nucleotides. Its product is annotated as caspase recruitment domain-containing protein 8-like. The coding region runs from base 336 to 1655 and encodes 439 amino acids. The record is from RefSeq and is a predicted model, not a curated record. The transcript has a single exon. NCBI's taxonomy places the organism in Eukaryota, Metazoa, Chordata, Actinopteri, Beloniformes, Belonidae. Gene Ontology annotation, biological process: regulation of apoptotic process.